UUUUAAUACUAAAAAAUGGCCCAAUUAAAUGCUGGUGGUGGAAUUGGAGUAGUUAAUUAUUACGUUACGUGGCCGAAUGACGGUAUUCUCUCAUUAAUUCAAUAUCGGCGGUUUUUUCAGCAAGAAUUUUGUAGAACUCCAAUAUAUGAACAAAAACAAAUCUGGAACCAAGUAGCUCAAAAUAUAAAUUUGGACCACCCAAACUUCGCCCCGACAAAAAAACAAUGCAGGACUAAGUGGAACUCAUUAAAGUCGGGAUACGAAAAUUUAAAAAGAUUAUUAAAUGGAAAUCCAGAAGGAUUUCCAACGCACACCCCAACUCUUCAUGAUGAACAUUUUCAUGAAGAGUUGUCAGAUGAAUUCUGGCUCGCCGAACCAAGAGUUCGUGCUGCAAGGAGGAAUCAGGUGGACCGUAGAAGAUACGAAUAUCGAGAGCGCAGGCGCUCUCGAUCCCGAUCCUCCCAUCACCGUCACGAGCGCGGGCGCUCUAGAUCUAGAUCUCCUCGUAGAGAGCGUAGAGAGCGUAGAGAGCGCAGGCGCAAUUAUUCCCCUUACCCCCGUGAUCGAGACCGACACCGUUAUUAUCAUUAA
Messenger RNA from Rhizophagus irregularis DAOM 181602=DAOM 197198, 591 nucleotides. RefSeq lists its product as uncharacterized. The record is from RefSeq and is a predicted model, not a curated record. NCBI's taxonomy places the organism in Eukaryota, Fungi, Glomeromycota, Glomeromycetes, Glomerales, Glomeraceae.